This is a messenger RNA of Vitis riparia (riverbank grape), 2275 nucleotides long. Its product is annotated as NAD(H) kinase 1. Bases 159 to 1898 code for a protein of 579 amino acids. The transcript is spliced from 13 exons. The record is from RefSeq and is a predicted model, not a curated record. NCBI's taxonomy places the organism in Eukaryota, Viridiplantae, Streptophyta, Magnoliopsida, Vitales, Vitaceae. Gene Ontology annotation, molecular function: NAD+ kinase activity. Gene Ontology annotation, biological process: NADP+ biosynthetic process; NAD+ metabolic process.
CACCAACCAACCUCUGCACGAUAUAAGUAGGGGUUGAAUUCAGAGGAAGACAGACAGUUGUGAGGGUUUCAGGUGGAGAUCUCUCUUUCUGUCUCCCAUUCUCAAGCUCUGUCUCGAUAAUCCAUGGCUCCUUCCAAGCUCAAUCCCAAUGAGGGCCUAUGAAGCUGUCAACCUUGAGUGCUGUUUCAUAUGAAGGGUGGGGUGAUAAAAAAACUUUGUCUGGGCAGGGAGAUGCCAGUGUAUCAUGUUCACAGCCAGAGAAUGGUUUAAUUGAUCUCUUCAAUUCUGAGAAGGCAGUUCAGGAGCUUCUUCAACAACCUCCUGUUCAAGGAAUUGAUGAUCAUCUUAUAGAGUUCUCGGAGGCUCUGAGAACUGUUGCUAAGGCAUUAAGACGAGUGUCUGAAGGAAAGGCUUCUGCUCAAGCUGAGGCAGCUGAAUGGAAGCGUAAAUAUGAAUUAGAGAGGGCACGGAAUCUGCAAUUGGAGCGUAAAGGCGACGGAAUUUGUACAAAGCUUCAAAGUUGGUGGACUCAGGCAUCUCCAGAUAAUGCAAUGGGAAUAAUAAAACUAAUUCUUCCAUGUAUUCUCUGCUGGGAAAUUUGGAAAGAACAGAAUAGGAGAGAGCUGUCAUCUGGAGAGCAUAAUGGUGAUUGUAGUGCAGAGAACUUGACCAACCAACCAAUGAUGUGCAAUGAAGCUAGGAAGCAAUCUGAAAGGUGUUGUGGGAAGCAUGGAAUUUGUUCCCAUGAGGUCCUUCAUAAUGGGGAAAUUGAUUCUGACACUGAGAUGGUUAACAAUAAGUUUAUGAGAAAGGCAUCUUUUAAACUUUCAUGGUGGUGCAAAGGAGAGAAAAGUGAUCAGCACAAGCAUGAUAUUGUCUCGUUUGAAAGAGGAAACAUAACAACUGCAGAGCGCAGCAGUAAGCAGAUUUCUUUGAAGUGGGAAUCUCACCCACAGACUGUGCUCAUUUUGACCAAACCAAAUUCAACUUCUGUUCGAAUUCUAUGUGCAGAUAUGGUCAGAUGGCUUAGAGAACAGAAAAAGAUGGAAAUUUUUGUGGAACCACGUGUUAAAGUUGAACUUAUGACGGAGUCACCUAACUUCGACUUUGUACAAACUUGGAAAGAUGACAAGGAAACUUUGCUCCUGCACACAAAUGUUGACCUUGUUGUAACUCUCGGUGGGGAUGGAACUGUCCUUUGGGCUGCAUCCUUGUUCAAAGGGCCAGUUCCUCCUGUAGUCCCUUUUUCUUUGGGCUCUCUGGGUUUUAUGACUCCAUUUCAUUCUGAACAGUACAGAGAAUGCCUUGAUUCGAUCCUAAGGGGUCCUUUUAGUAUCACAUUACGACACCGGUUGCAGUGCCAUGUUAUUCGAGAUGCAGCUAAAAGUGAAUAUGAGAGCGAAGGACCUAUUCUUGUUUUAAAUGAGGUUACAAUUGAUCGUGGAAUAUCAUCAUUCCUGACAAAUUUGGAAUGCUAUAGUGACGGCUCAUUUGUCACAUGUGUGCAAGGAGAUGGAUUGAUCUUGUCAACAACAUCUGGAAGUACUGCAUAUUCCUUGGCAGCUGGAGGAUCAAUGGUCCAUCCCCAGGUUCCUGGCAUCCUGUUUACCCCAAUCUGCCCACACUCCUUAUCCUUCAGGCCUCUGAUAUUACCUGAGCAUGUAACGCUUCGUGUACAAGUGCCUUUCAAUAGCAGAGGCCAUGCAUGGGCAUCAUUUGAUGGCAAGGACAGAAGACAGUUAGCACCUGGAGAUGCACUCGUUGUCAGCAUGGCCCCUUGCCCUGUACCAACAGCAUGCCAAGUUGAUUCUACCAGCGACUUCCUGCGCAGCAUCCAUGAUGGCCUUCACUGGAACUUGAGGAAAACCCAGUCCUUCGAGGGCCCUCGGGACCUAUAACUUCUCUCUUUUCCAGAAGAAAGUUAAAAGCAAUUCUCUCUAGAAUCUAAUCCCAUACUGACUCAGCUCCUCAGCACCUUAUUAGGGAGGGAGGGAGGGAGAACCACUAAAUUGGUAAUAAUUUCAUUUUUCUUACUAUUAUUAUUAUUAUUAUUAUUAUUAUUAUUUUUCUUUUUCGUUAGUGAAGUAUAGCUGUUCUUGUAUAUUUAUGUAGUCAUUGUGGGCAGGAUGAAGGACAUUAUUAGUAUUUAGAUUGUGUUUAUAUGUAAUUGAGAUGAAUAGUCAGUGCUUUAUGUGCUGGAACUGUGUUGUAGCAGACAACCCCAAAAAGGGCAGGUACAAGAAAAUUAUAUCAUUUCUUUCACAUUCCAUAUUUA